Messenger RNA from Sus scrofa (pig), 876 nucleotides. The record is from RefSeq and is a predicted model, not a curated record. NCBI's taxonomy places the organism in Eukaryota, Metazoa, Chordata, Mammalia, Artiodactyla, Suidae.
CUACACCAUGGAUCACGACAACACCGGAUCUUUAAUCCACUGAGCGAGACCAAGGAUCAAACCUGAAUCUUCCUGGAUCCUAGUCAGAUUCAUUUCCACUGAGCCACGAUGGGAAUGCCAUCCUUGGUCCAUCUUUGAAUCCUUCAUCUGGCCUCACUGGCUAUGAUCCUCUUCUCCGUCUUCAUCAGUGAUGACCGCUGGCUCCUGAUCAAGGACCGCCUCUUCAGGCUAUGGCACGUCCACAUUUGCUCCAACCAAACUGGGCUUCCCUGCCGCAGAGACCUGAGUCAGGCCCACGUGCCUGGGCUGGCCUGGGGCAUGGUCCUGGCCCAAAGCAUGGCCACCGUGGCUGCAGUGGUGGCCGUCUUUGGCCUGGAGCUCUUCACAACGUCCCAGGGCUCCUGAGUGUUGUGAUCUUGUGGGUCAUGCUGAUCGGCCUCUCCUUGACAUUCUGGAGCGAGUUCAUGGCCUCCUUCCUCUUCUUCCUGAACACCAUCCGUGCCCCCACUUCAACAAGCAUCACCCGUAUCAACAACAUCACUCAUCCCUAGGGCCAGCCUAUGACAUUUUAGGUCCCCUGCAGAGGACCUUGAAUUCUACCAGAAAGUGUGAUCCAGAUGGAACUCAGGAGUUCCCAUUGUGGCUCAGCAGUAAUGAACCCGACUAGUAUCCAUGAGGAUUCGGGUUUGAUCCCUGUCCCCCUUCAGUGGGUUAAGGAUCCUGCGUUGCCACCAUGGACAGCAUAGCUCCAAGAUGUGGCUUGCAUCUGGUGUGGCUGUGGCCGUGGCAUAGGCCAGCAGCUGCAGCUCCAAUUCACCCCCUAGCCUGGGAUCUUCCGUGUGAUGCAGGUGCGGCCCUAAAAAGAAAAAAACAAUG